This is a messenger RNA of Argiope bruennichi, 1689 nucleotides long. RefSeq lists its product as uncharacterized. The record is from RefSeq and is a predicted model, not a curated record. Bases 1 to 1689 code for a protein of 562 amino acids. NCBI's taxonomy places the organism in Eukaryota, Metazoa, Arthropoda, Arachnida, Araneae, Araneidae. The transcript has a single exon.
AUGAUUAGACGUGGCCUGGACAACGUCAUUUUACGAUGUCGUGAGCUUUGUCAACAAUUCAUGGUCGACAUGUACGCGAAGAUUGAGAGCGAACGACUACGAUACUUACGAUAUAAUCAACAAAAGCUGCGCGCGGAAGAGUACAUUCAUUUGCGAGACGCUAUCAACAACAACGCCGACGUCGCCAAAAUUGGUAACCAUGUCAUUUUACCAUCAUCGUACGUAGGCAGUCCACGUCAUAUGCAAGAAUAUAUACAGGAUGCUCUGACUUUCGUGCGCGAAUAUGGACGACCAUGUUUAUUUAUCACUUUCACAUGUAAUCCAAAAUGGCCAGAGAUUACAUCUUUGCUACUGCCUGGCCAAAAUGCAAUACAUCGCCAUGACAUUACAGCACGUGUGUUCAGACAAAAGUUGAAGUCUUUAAUAAGUUUCAUUACUAAAUCACAUGUAUUUGGUCCCACACGUUGCUGGAUGUAUUCGGUUGAGUGGCAAAAGCGAGGAUUACCUCAUGCACACAUUUUGGUUUGGUUCAUCGACAAAAUCCGUCCUGAAGAAAUCGAUAGUAUCAUUUCUGCGGAAAUUCCAGAUCCAUCCACUGACCAACUGCUGUUUGAUAUUGUUACAACAAACAUGAUUCAUGGUCCAUGUGGUACUCUUAAUAGUUCAUCGCCUUGCAUGGCUGAUGGAAAAUGUACUAAAAAUUUCCCUAAAGAUUUUACCAAUGAUACGGUCACAAAUGUCGACGGAUACCCAAUAUAUCGUCGAAGAAAUCCUGAAAAUGGCGGACAGUCAUUUAUUAAAAAUAUCAUCAACACAGACAUUGAUAUUGACAAUCGUUGGGUGGUGCCAUAUUCGCCUCUGCUGAGCAAGACAUAUAAUGCUCAUAUUAAUGUUGAGUUCUGCAGUUCUGUGAAGAGCAUCAAAUACAUUUGCAAGUAUGUCCAUAAAGGCAGUGAUAUGGCUGUGUUUAGAGUGGAAAAUACUAAUGUGAAUGCUCCUCCAGUGAAUAAAAACGAUGAAAUAACGCUCUACCAAAUUGGUCGGUACAUCAGCUCCAAUGAAGCUGCUUGGCGUAUCUUUGGUUUUCCAAUUCAUGAACGGGAUCCAGCAGUUGUUCAGUUAGCCAUCCAUCUUGAAAACGGUCAGCGUGUAUUCUUCACGAACGAGACAGCGAUUGAUCGUGCAAUAAAUCCACCUAAAACUACACUCACUGCAUUUUUUGAAUUGUGUAAUCGUGCGGAUGAUUUUGGUGCCUUUGCACGAACAUUACUCUAUUCACAAGUACCACGCUAUUUCACAUGGACUCAAACAAAAACAUGGAUGCCCCGCAAGCAAGGCUCACCAGUUGUUGCAUGUCUCAAUUUAUUUAAAUCAAACGCCUUGGGGCGAUUAUUUACAGUCAAUCCAAGACACACGGAGUGCUUUUAUCUUCGACUGUUGUUGGUUAAUGUUACUGGCCCAUUAUCAUUUCAAGAUAUACGUAAAGUGAAUGGGCAACAAUAUCCAACGUAUAAAGAUGCAUGCCUUGCACUCGGCUUGCUGGAAGACGACAACCAGUGGGAAUGCAUGCUUGCUGAAGCUGCAUUGAACUGUACAGCAAUACAAAUUCGUCUACUAUUCGCUAUAGUGUUGACUACAUGUUUCCCAGCCCGAGCACAGAUAUUAUGGGAAAUCACAAAGAUUCAAUGA